AUGGUCCCCUUUUCCAUUCAAACUAAAAAAGUUAAAGUUCUCAUUGUUAAGCUCGAACAUGUUGGGAAACAAAUCCAGGAUCUGAUCACUGAGAUGGCAAUAAUGAAAAGUUGCAUAUCUAAUGUUAAUGGCCUCCUCUCAGACAUUAUAAAGACCAGGUACCCAUUGAUAACAAUUACUCUUCGGAAACAUCUUGUUGAAAAUCUAAUACCUGUGUUCACUGUGGUACAUCUCUUGGAGGGUUUUCCAGAUCCUUCUGUUAUUUCGAAACAAGGGGGAGAUCAACCGAAAAAGCCUUCAACAACUUUAGCAAAGCCAACCACUUCAGUCAAGCCAAGCAUUAAGAGUGACUCUGAGCCUAACGACAAAGACAAGAUUUUUUCUGCGGAGCCCAUAGUUGAUAACAGCGACGAAGAAGAACUUGAUGAAGAAGAACUCAAAAGGCGAAAGGCUCGUGAGGCUGAACUGGAUGACAAUCAAUUAAUUGUCAGAGAGGAUGAAGCCAUGGAGAAAGCUGAAAAAGAAGCAAGGUCCGCUCUUGAAAGCAGGAAAAUCUUGUUUCCUAUUUUGGAUGUUAAAAAGGAUUCAGAGUCAAGCUGUUGA
Molecule: messenger RNA, 603 nt
Organism: Lactuca saligna
Lineage: Eukaryota; Viridiplantae; Streptophyta; Magnoliopsida; Asterales; Asteraceae
Source: the annotation of a GenBank genome assembly